AUGAAAGAUAAGGAAGAAAUUCUUCACAUAGAUAAUCCGUCAAGGAGCAUACCAAACGUAGGUGAUGUUAGGCGUGAGGCAAUAGAGGCGAUUAACAAUUGGCAACGUGUAACUGCACUGCGUUUAGUGGAAGUUCGAUCUGAAGCUAAUGCUGACAUCCGAAUAAGUUUCGCGAUUGGUGAUCAUGGUGAUCCAUAUCAGUUUGAUGGAAAUGGAAGAAUUUUGGCACAUGCCUUCCCACCAGGUGAUGGUUUUGGUGGAGAUGUUCAUUUGGAUGAUGACGAAUAUUGGACGAAUAAAUUGACGGGCGAUCCAUUUUCUCAAAAAAUUAGCCUAAGAUCAAUCAUAAUGCAUGAAAUUGGUCAUAGCCUUGGCUUAUCGCAUUCCGAUCAAGAGGAUAGCAUUAUGUAUUCAUUUUAUCAAUAUGAUUUGGUGCCAACUCUCUCUUACGAUGACAUUUUUGCCAUACAGUCGAUAUACGGAAAACGUAAUGCUGAUCUACCGAGAUCGUAUCCAACUCGAACCACACUCAGUACUACACGAAAAUCAUUUCUCUCUGGAACCUACAGACCUAUCGAUUAUGGUCCAACAACUGCUACGGAAAAAGCAUUUCAAAUUCCCGAUCCAUGUCAUUCAAGUUUUGAUGCAGUUACUGCGAUAGGCCAAGAAUUAUUCGCCAAAGGUGAUACAACAAAUUUUGGUAGUGAGAAACCAUGGUAA
Dracunculus medinensis (Guinea worm) is the source of this 720-nucleotide messenger RNA. The record is from the annotation of a GenBank genome assembly. NCBI's taxonomy places the organism in Eukaryota, Metazoa, Nematoda, Chromadorea, Rhabditida, Dracunculidae.